Molecule: messenger RNA, 1494 nt
Organism: Paramuricea clavata
Lineage: Eukaryota; Metazoa; Cnidaria; Anthozoa; Malacalcyonacea; Plexauridae
Source: the annotation of a GenBank genome assembly
AUGUUGCGACUUCAAGAACAACAGAAUGACUUAAACCUACAACAAAAUGAAAUCAUGAAGGGUUUCUCGUUACAGCAGCGAAAGAGCACUUUACCACAGCAACGAGUUCCAGUAUUCGAAGGGAAUCCUACGGAGUAUAAUAACUUUAUACGUGCAUUUGAGAAUAUUGUCGAAGCCAAGGUGGCUAAUUCAUCCGAACGAUUGUAUUAUUUGGAACAGUUUACUAUUGGCCAAGCAAGAGAAUUGGUGAAAUCGUGUCAUCACAUGGCCCCAGUGCGUGGUUAUCAGGAAGCUAGAGCCUUGUUGAAGAGAAAUUAUGGUAAUGAGUAUAAGAUAACAGCUGCCUAUAUGGACAAAGUGUUGAAAUGGCCUGAAUUAAAACCUGAAGAUAAUGUGAACUUGCACAAAUUCUCAAUCCUUCUUGUAUGCUGCAAAAAUGUUAUGGAUGGAAACGAUUUUAUGACUAAAUUUGAUAAUCCUGAAAAUAUUCAUCAGAUCGUGCAGAAACUACCGUUUAGUAUGAGAUGCAGAUGGCGCAGAAAUGUAGACGAGAUUACUGAAGUCAAGCGAAGAAUGGUGACGUUUCCAGACCUCGCAAAUUUUGUGGAAAAAGAAGCAAGGAUUGCUAACCACCCUGUGUUUGGAAAUAUUUCCACUGUCAAACCGCCAAGCAAUCGUUUAAAGUUCGCUAAGCCAAAACCUGGAGGAUCGAGCUUUGGUAUCAACAUGGAGGAAUCUCGAAAACUUUGUGAAUAUUGCAACAAGAACGGUCGUGGAAAAGUCAAUCAUACUAUCGAGCAUUGCGAGGCGUUGAAGAGCAAGCCCUAUAAAGAUCGCAUAGACUUUCUGAAAGGACUGCAGUUAUGCUUUGGCUGUCUUCGUGAAGGACAUCUUGCAAAAUUCUGUACCUCAUGACUCUCGUGCAAGGUUGCAAACUGUUUUAAGAAACAUCCAACCGUGUUACAUACUAUACCUAACAACUCAAAGAGUAAUAAGGUAGAUAAAUCGACUCUCACAGAUAAAGUUCUAUUCCAAACAGCUGGUGAUAGUUCGUUGACAUCUAAUGAUCGUGCUAACGAAAUCAACAUUGGAUUUACGAGUGGAGAUACCGACAGAGAAAUUCCUAGCCAAACAGGGGCCGGAAAGCCUACGAUUGCCAGAGCGAUAAUUCCCGUUAAAGUAAGGAGCAAAGAAACGAAUAAGACAAUCGUUACGUACGCAUUUCUUGACAACGGGAGUGAUUCGUCGUUCUGUACUGAGAGUCUAGCUGAACAGUUGGGUAUCAAGGGCAUCGAAACAGCGAUUUCGUUAACAACGAUGGAAAAGAAAAACAGUAUCAUCAAAAGCUCAAUUAUCCAGCACUUGGAAGUCUCGGAUUUGGAUGAGAACUGUUCUAUUGACCUACCACUCAUCUAUACUGCAGCUGAUAUUCCUGUGACAAGUAAAGACAUUCCAGAUCAAGAAGACGUCGAUCAAUGGCCACAUCUUCAAGGC